AUGGAUGGAGAGAAUCAUUCUAUAGUAUCUCAGUUUGUUUUCCUUGGACUCUCUGAUUCAUGGGAGAUUCAAUGUCUCCUCUUUGUGUCUUCUUCUGUACUCUAUGUGGUGAGCAUUCUGGGAAACAUGCUCAUUCUGCUCACUGUGACCUUUGAUUCUCAUUUACAUUCCCCCAUGUAUAUCCUUCUGGCCAACCUCUCCUUGAUAGACUUAGGUUUUGGUUCAGUCACAGCCCCUAAAAUGAUUUGUGAUCUCUUCAGGAAGCGUAAAUUAAUUUCUUUUGGGGGUUGCAUUGCUCAGAUCUUUCUUAUUCAUGCUUUUGGUGGCACUGAGAUGGUGUUGCUUAUAGCCAUGGCCUUUGACAGGUAUGUGGCCAUAUGUAAACCCCUCCACUAUUUGACCAUUAUGAACUCAAGAAUGUGCAUUUUCCUUUUGAUUGUUGCCUGGAUCAUUGGCCUCAUCCACUCAUUGGUCCAACUGGCUUUUGUUGUGAACUUACCUUUUUGUGGUCCUAAUGAAUUAGACAGCUUUUUCUGUGAUCUUCCCCGAUUCAUCAAACUAGCCUGCACUGAGACUUAUAGAUUGCAAUUCAUGGUCACUGCCAACAGUGGGUUCAUUUCUCUUGGAUCUUUCUGUGUACUGAUUAUUUCCUACAUUUUCAUACUGGUCACUGUUCAAAAACGUUCUUCAGGUGCUUCUUCCAAGGCUCUUUCUACUCUGGCAGCUCAUAUCACUGUAGUGGUUUUAUUCUUUGGUCCAUUAAUAUUUUUCUACACAUGGCCAUUUCCUACAUCAAGCCUAGACAAGUUUCUUGCUAUCUUUGAUGCAGUUCUUACUCCAUUUCUGAACCCAGUUAUCUACACAUUCAGGAACAAAGAGAUGAAGUUGGCAAUGGGAAGAGUAUGUAGCCAGAUUUUGAAGAAACUUGUUUGA
This is a messenger RNA of Sarcophilus harrisii (Tasmanian devil), 933 nucleotides long. Its product is annotated as olfactory receptor 4F3/4F16/4F29-like. The transcript has a single exon. Lineage: Eukaryota; Metazoa; Chordata; Mammalia; Dasyuromorphia; Dasyuridae. Gene Ontology annotation, biological process: G protein-coupled receptor signaling pathway. Bases 1 to 933 code for a protein of 310 amino acids. Gene Ontology annotation, molecular function: G protein-coupled receptor activity; olfactory receptor activity. Gene Ontology annotation, cellular component: membrane. The record is from RefSeq and is a predicted model, not a curated record.